ACUGACACUGACAGCCAAUGUCAAAACAUUUGGUUUGGUUGGUUGGUGAUGAAUUUCUGUUGAUGCAAUAUUUUAAUAAAAAUUGCCAUAAAAUAAGCAAAAUUAACCUGCGUGUGCGUGGAAGUCCUAGCUAUGAUAUCUUAUCGCCAGGUAAAUCUUCUAUUAAAGCGAAAUGUCGUGUAUCAGCUGUUGCGCCACUCUCACAGUGAUCUGCCUUCGGCGAGAUUAUUCCCGUUGAAGAAUAGAAAAUUGUUGAAAAUUCAGGGCAAUGAUGCACCUGUUUUUCUGCAAGGACUUAUUACCAACGAUAUGCGGCAUUUUGAAGAGGGAUCUAAAUCAAUGUAUGCCAUGUUCUUGAAUAACAAAGGUAGGGUUCUAUACGACACUCUGAUACACAAAUGGGAGGGCGCAGAAUCAUUUCUGAUAGAAUGUGAUGAAGAAGUACUUCCUAUGCUACAGAAGCAUUUGAAAAUCUUUAAGUUGAAGAGAAAGGUCGACAUUGAAGAUAUUAAUCAGAAACUCAGAUUAUGGGCCUUGAUCACAAAGAGUGAUGAUGUAAUUGAUACAAAUAUUAACUCUGAGAGUAACAUAAACGUAUAUAAAGACCCUCGACUAGCCGACCUUGGAUUUAGAGUGUUAUCAACUACUGACAUGGAUGGUGCCCAAAUAGCUGGAAAACUAUCCAAGGACAUUGCUGUUGAAAACACUGACACUGAGUAUCAAUAUUUAAGAUAUAAAUUGGGCGUCAGUGAAGGAUCAACCGAUCUCCCUCCUGGUACAUGUUUUCCCCUUGAAGUAAAUUGUGAUUACCUGCACGGAGUCAGCUUUCAUAAGGGUUGUUACAUUGGUCAAGAGUUAACAGCUCGAGUCCACCACACAGGUGUUGUUCGAAAAAGGAUAAUGCCUCUAAAAUUUAGUCAGAAAGUAGAAAAUGACUUGACUAAAGAUAGCAUUGUCUCUAGUAGCAGUAAUCCAAAAUCUAAUUUAGGGAAACUGAGAGGUUUUGUACAUGAUUAUGGUAUAGGCUUAGUUAGAAUCAAAGAGGUGCUUGAUGCUAAAACACUCAAUAUUGGCAAAUAUACAGCUGAAGUUUUUAAGCCUUCUUGGUGGCCUAUUGAAGCUCCUAGAGAAAAAGUUGCCACUAAAGUUGAACAAGAGUAAAACCUGUGAGAUUUUUUAUUCACAUAGUAAAAAUGGAAGAACCAAAAUCCAAAGAAGAGGCUGUACAGUUAAUUUAUGAUUUUAAAUGUGCAUCAUGCAAUCUUGAAGAGAAGGUACAUUACAAGGGGACAAGCCCACCAUUCUCCCGGAAUAUUGUGCUCAAAUACCCCGGUUAUGUAAUGAAAGACCCAUUCAGUCCAAAUGGCAAAGGAGAAAUUCUGGUUCUAGGUGCAGACUGUGCCAUAUGCAAUAAUGCUGUCUGUAUAAGUAAAGAAUGCAGUUUAUUUUAUUUAAAAACAUACUGUUUGAAUUGCGCAAGUAAUUUUGUAGACAAAUUCCCAGCAGAAAUUAGGUCAAAACUAGCACAAAUAAAAAAUGUUAAAUGAA
Molecule: messenger RNA, 1548 nt
Organism: Ostrinia nubilalis (European corn borer)
Lineage: Eukaryota; Metazoa; Arthropoda; Insecta; Lepidoptera; Crambidae
Product: putative transferase CAF17 homolog, mitochondrial
Exons: 2
Coding region: 133-1161 (342 amino acids)
Biological process (GO): iron-sulfur cluster assembly
Cellular component (GO): mitochondrial matrix
Molecular function (GO): protein binding
Source: RefSeq, a predicted model, not a curated record